This is a messenger RNA of Harmonia axyridis, 2852 nucleotides long. Its product is annotated as putative ammonium transporter 2. The record is from RefSeq and is a predicted model, not a curated record. The transcript is spliced from 11 exons. Gene Ontology annotation, cellular component: membrane. Gene Ontology annotation, molecular function: ammonium channel activity. Gene Ontology annotation, biological process: ammonium transmembrane transport; ammonium homeostasis. NCBI's taxonomy places the organism in Eukaryota, Metazoa, Arthropoda, Insecta, Coleoptera, Coccinellidae. The coding region runs from base 1106 to 2785 and encodes 559 amino acids.
AGUUGGGAAUUUAGGAUGGACUACUUUUCAUGGAAUAAUAUUGAAAUAAUCGGAUUUUCAUAGUAAAAACAAGAACUACAAGAAAUAAAAAAAUAUACACGAUGAUUUUCAUGGUGAAAAAGUUGCUGAUACAUUUUAAAUAAUCAAUUGUGUAUAUCCUUAGCAGGGUAAUGUAAAAUGUAAUGCAAAAUGGCUUGUCCGUAUGAAUAAAUAAAUAAAAAGGUAUACAAAAUACUGACGAAUUAAACAACAAUAACAAAAUAUGAAUAGUACGGAGUUGUGAACUCAGAAUGGACUACUUUUCAUGGAAUAAUAUUGAAAUAAUCGGAUUUUCAUAGUAAAAACGAAAACCAAAAGAAAUAAAAAAAUAUACACGACGAUUCUCAUGGUGAACAAGUUGCUGAUAAAUUUACACAAAUCAAUUGUAUAAAUUAGUUGGAUAUCAUACAAAAUAUCUACUGACGAUGAUGACUUGGGCAACAAAAACGAUAUGUAAUUUAUUAGGAACUAAGAACUCAGAAUGGGCUACUUUUCAUGGAAUAAUAUUGGAAUAAUCGGAUUUUCAAAGUAAAAACGAAAAAUAGAAGAAAUAAAAAAACAAACACAAUGAUUUUCAUAGUGAAAAAGUUGUUGAUAAAUUUUCAAUAAUAAAUUACGUAUUUCCCUUGUAGGAUAUCACAUAAAAAACAGACGAAUUGAACAACAAUAACGAUAUAUGAAUUAUCGAUUCGACAAUUGUCAACAAAAAGUUUUUGAGUAUUUAAUGAUGAAUAAUUUAUCGCUAUCACGCUACUAUAAAAAAUUAGAAUAGAAACUAUGAGAAGUGGAUCUACAGUUGCACGAAAUUUUUAUUCAUUCGUCAAAGGAAUUACCUCAAAUUGGAAGCUAAUUUAUGUCCAAAUUGGGAUAUUUUUAUUUCACAAUAGAAAGACGAUGCACGUUGGUCUAGUCUCUGUUGGGAGGACACUAGAAUGAAUUAUUGACGAAGGUCAUCCUUAAAAAAUUUACUUGUUUACGAAAACAUCUUGACAUGACAUACAAUUGAAGUGAUCUGUCUGGACAAUACUGAUCUUUCCACCCCUAAACAGUGGUGAGAAGUGCCAAGAUGAGUUUGAAUAAAACUGUGGAUUUAUCUGUCAAUAACAAUACCAAUAUACCAUGGCUUUACGAUAUAAGCUUAGAAGACACCAACUGGAUUAUAACCAGCGCCUUUAUGAUCUUUACUAUGCAAACUGGAUUUGGUAUGCUAGAAUCAGGUUGCGUAUCAAUCAAAAACGAAGUCAAUAUAAUGAUGAAGAAUGUUGUAGAUAUCGUUCUUGGUGGGUUGACUUAUUGGUUUUUUGGUUUCUCGAUGUCUUUCGGAAGGAGUCCUAUGAACAAUAAAUUUAUUGCUUUUGGGGAUUAUUUUGUGGAUCCUCCUUUAGAUGAUAAACUCAAGGGUGCUAUUUAUGCUGCGUUUAUAUUUCAGCUUUCUUUCGCAACUACAGCUACAACUAUUGUUAGCGGAGCUAUGGCUGAAAGAUGUAAUUUCAAAGCCUAUUGCGUCUUCAGUUUCUUGAACACAGCAAUCUAUUGCAUACCAGCUGGCUGGAUGUGGGGCGAACACGGUUUCUUGAAACAAAUGGGAGUGGUUGAUAUAGCUGGUUCUGGAGCUGUUCAUCUCAUUGGAGGAAGCUCUGCCAUGGCAAGUGCUAUAAUGUUGGGCCCACGUUUGGGCCGCUAUGACAACGGAAGGAAACCCUUACCCUUGGGAAAUCCCGUUAAUGCUGUGAUGGGUCUGUUCGUUCUUUGGUGGGGCUGGUUAGCUUUCAACUCCGGUAGUACCUAUGGGCUCAGUGGUGAAAAAUGGCACUACGCUGCUAGGGCAGCUGUGAUGACUAUGAUGGCAUCUUUUGGAGGUGGUACCUUGAGCAUCUUAUAUUCAUUGGUACGUUUGAAAGGAAGGUUAGACGCCAUGGAUGUUAUUAAUGGAAUACUUGGUUCGUUGGUGUCUGUAACUGCAGGUUGUUUUCUUUACAAAGGUUGGCAUUCAAUCUUGGUUGGAGCAAUAGGAGCUUUAUUCACCUGUCUUUCGAUGCCUCUCUUUGAUUUGGUGGGAAUUGACGAUCCAGUUGGCGCUAGUGCAGUACACGGUGUUUCGGGACUCUGGGGGGUCCUAGCUGUUGGGAUCUUCGCCGAGAAUCCAUACCCCUUAGACACGACCAGUGGCAGGUCAGGUGUGCUCAAUGGUGGCGGUUGGUACCUCUUGAGUGUCCAGUCGCUUGCAGGUAUCUGCCUGUUGACAUGGGGAGUUAUUUCAAGUUUCUUCCUCUUAUGGUUCAUCAACCUGUUCAUCACGAUAAGAAUGGAAGUGCAGGAUGAGCUGCUGGGAGCUGAUUUGACGGAGCAUUUUGUUAGACAUGGCAACGUUGGUGUUUCCAGAGCAUUAUCAGCAUUGAGAAGCGUUUACGACACUAGGGAGAUCGAAAAACUUCACGAUAUAGGUCACAAUCCAGGUCACGAUCUAAAUCUGAAGAUGGUGCAAAAAUUGGCCCACAAGAGGAAGUAUCGUCUAUCACAAAUACUUUGCGAUCUUACCAAGGAUAGAAAAUUAGGAUGCAAUUCCCCAAAAUCGCUCAUUCCUAAAAGGAGGUUCAAGAAGAAAAUGAACGUCUCCAAUGGUCAGGAGAUGAAAAACGGAUCAAAUGUGGAUAAAAGUGGAGUCAUCUUUAAACCUGAACCACCCACGAGAAGACUAAGUACUGCAGACACUACUGUGUCUACGACGUUAGCUUGGGUCAAUUGACGUUUGAUAAUUCCAAAAAAUCUGUAAUUUAACUUUCUUCUGGAAAUUACAGUAUUUUAGGCAUUAA